CGAGGCGGAGGGGCCCGCCCCCUCCGGCGGCCCCGCGGGGGGCGCCGCUGGCCCGGCCCAUGGCCGGCUUCACGCUCUUCGCGAAACCGCGGGGCCCGCAGGUCUCUAUCCCGAAGGGCAAGUGGCGCGGCGAGCACGAGGUCACCGUGGUCAGCCGCGGAGCGGCGGCCGCCGCGGAGAAGGAGGCCCCCGGCGCGAGCACCGAGGGGGCCAAGCGCGAGCUGCGGGCGCUUCAGGGCGAGUGGCUCGGCGACGGCGGGUGCGCGUACUUCGUCCGAGGCAUCCGCGUCGAGGAGCGCAGGCCCGACGGCGCGCGCCGCUUCUUCAGCCUGGGGCAAGCCGCGUGCCGCGGCGGGGGGCGGCAUGCCGCCGGGCGAGGCCUCGGGCUCGGCCCCUGCGGCCAGGCGCCUCGGCGCGAGGCCGUGGGCGCGCCCGCGGACGGGGGCGCGCCGGCGGCCGGGGCCGCUCGGGCGGCGUGGGACGUCUCGAACGGAUCGUUGUCUUGGGGCGUCUCAGUGAACGGCUCGGUGUUCUUGAACGGCUUGGUGUCUUGGGACGGCUCAGUGAACGGCUCUGUGUCCUCGGUGUCCUGCGGCUCGGUGGACGUCUCGGUGAAUGUCUCGGUGGACGGCUCGGUGGACGCGUUGGUGAACGUCUCGGUGGACGGCUCGGUAGACGGCUCGGUGGACGGCUCCGGCGGCGGCUCGGCGGUGGACAGAUCCGUGUCCUCGGCGGCGUCCUUGACCGGUGUAUCGCGGCGUCAGACGCCGUCGCUGCACGAGCUGCCCGCCGCGCUGCUUUCCGAGCAGCCGCCCGCCGCCGCCGCCAGCGUCCAGGAGGAGGAGCCGAUGAAGAAGGUUCGACGAUCCAAGAACACUUCGUGGGAUGUGACCUAUGCGAGUGAUUUUGCUGGAUGCGACUCGGUCUUGGCGGCGCUCACUGCUGAAUCGUUUUCAUACCGCUGGCAUUUCAGUUCGGAGAAGAACCCUAGCUGCAGGAGGCUCCUCAAAGAACUAUAUGGGGACCCUGAUUCGGGGAUCCAUGAAGACAUCACGGAGCGCGACAACAAACAGCUCCCGAAGGACAUCGAGUUGUACGCCUGGGGGCCGCCGUGCCAGCCUUGGUCCAAGGGAGGCAAAGGAGAUGGGCCCCAUGACGAUCGCGGCAAACUCUGGUUACAGACUGUGCAGACGAUCGAGGAGGUGAAGCCUAAGGCGUUCAUCUUGGAGAUGGUCAACGGCAUCCUGUCCGACAAGUUCGCAGAGGUGUGGGAGUGCAUCUUGAAGUGCCUGAAGGAGUGCGGCUACUCGGUCUCUUACAAGGCGCUGAAGACGUCGGACUUCGGAAUCCCUCAAGAGAGGGAGCGCAUCUACGUUGCGGGUUUCCGAUCAGACUUGAAGCAAGCCAAGAAGGAGUUCAAGUGGCCCGCCUAUACCGGCGUGCACCGGCUGGUUCGUGACAUCGUCGGAAUGCCCACCAUGGCGGGGGUCGACGCCAUCGCGAACGGGUUGCCUCCCAAGGACAUCGUUAUCGACAUCGGCUGCACAACCAAAAGGCUGAACUACAAAGUGGGUGCCUUCCCGACGAUCACUGCGAGCCGCGGCGCUAUCAUGGGGCACUGGAUUCUGCCGCGCGGGAGACAAGUCACCAUGGGCGAGCUUGCCCAGCUGCAAGGCUACAGCGCCGGGUACUUCAAGGCCGACCUGCUCGAGAAGGCGAAAGUCAGCGAGCAGAGGGCGGGGCGCAUGAUGGGCAACGCCAUGUCUGUGAACGCGCUUUGCCCGCUGGUGCGAAGCGUCCUCGGCCACAUCGGCAUCGUCGCGUCCCGGGGCGCGCUGGUGUAG
Messenger RNA from Prorocentrum cordatum, 1844 nucleotides. Lineage: Eukaryota; Dinophyceae; Prorocentrales; Prorocentraceae. The record is from the annotation of a GenBank genome assembly.